Molecule: messenger RNA, 369 nt
Organism: Trypanosoma grayi
Lineage: Eukaryota; Euglenozoa; Kinetoplastea; Trypanosomatida; Trypanosomatidae
Exons: 1
Coding region: 1-369 (122 amino acids)
Source: RefSeq, a predicted model, not a curated record
AUGGCUCAAGGUCCUGUAGCUUUGUCCGCAGCAGCGUCCCCUGAUGGACAGCCGCGGUGGUUCGCUGUUCCAGAAAAGAUGCAACAUUUUUUUGUUGUACGAAAUAUGCCUUCUUUUUCGUAUUCUACUACUUUGACGCGGUGCGGCGGCGGCGGCGGCGAUGGAGGCCCACGCUUACUCGGCUUGUGGGUUUCUACAACACUGCUCAGCCGUGUGCCGGUUGAACCAGAUAUGGAAGCAGUGAUUCACACACCGGGCCGCUUUAUGGGAGUUGUAAACGCCGACCAGUUGUACCCGAACUGCUUCCUGGCGGAGAAGGAGUUUGAAUGCCUGCUACUGCAAUCUGGUAAAGGAUUUACAGAAAAAUGA